Messenger RNA from Capsella rubella, 2320 nucleotides. RefSeq names its product putative pentatricopeptide repeat-containing protein At1g16830. The record is from RefSeq and is a predicted model, not a curated record. Lineage: Eukaryota; Viridiplantae; Streptophyta; Magnoliopsida; Brassicales; Brassicaceae. The transcript has a single exon. The coding region runs from base 352 to 2175 and encodes 607 amino acids. Gene Ontology annotation, molecular function: protein binding.
AUUCUCAUGCUGUAAGAAAAUUUAUUACUUAACUAGCAAAAAAGUGCAAAACCUUUGAGAAAAAAAAAAAGAACUAGCAAAACCUUAAACCGAAUUCUAAAGAACCAAACCGACUCCGGUAUAGUCAUCCCUUCUUGGCUCCGCAUCCGCCGCAGUUCGAGUGUUCCUCCUAAAUCUUCUUCCAACCCAACCAAAACCCUUUCGCCGUUUCUUGCUUUCACUUAUCUCGCCGGCGUAUUAUUCUGUCAAAGUCGCAAACUUUGUCCUAGAUCUCAAGUGGGUUUCCCAGAAAAGUUCCCACUUUACCGAGAAAAGUCUUUUCAUGGUUAGGACCUUGGCGUCGCGGGUAAAAUGCUAUGGAGAUGCAAUUGGGUAAAGCAGAGAAGAAGAAUCCUUAACACACUCAGUUUCUCGUCGAUUCACGGUCAAUUCAGUGAAUAUCCUCGAAGAAUUGCUCCAAAGCCACUCACACACGAUAAUGUGUAUUCUUGUCUACGAGAGUCACCAUCUGAUCUCAAAACUUUGAGUUACUUCUUCUGGUGCGCGAAGCAGAACAACUACUUCCACGAUGAUCGAGCAUUUGAUCACAUGGUUAGUGUCGUUGAGAAGCUAACUCGGCGAUACAAUAACAUUGAUCGAAUCAUAGAGGAAUUGAAGCUAUCUGGUUGUGAGAUUAAGCCUCGGGUUUUCUUGUUACUGUUGGAAAUAUUUUGGCGUGGUCAUAUCUAUGAUAAGGCUAUCGAGGUCUACAAUGGCAUGAAUAGUUUUGGAUAUGUGCCCAACACUCGUGCCAUGAAUAUGAUGAUGGAUGUUAAUUUCAAACUCAAUCUUCUUUAUGGAGCUCUGGAAAUUUUUGAAGGAAUCCGUUUUCGAAAUUUUUUUAGUUUCGACAUUGCAUUGUGUCAUUUUGCCAGUAGAGGGUAUUUAGUUAUGGUUAGGAUAGUUUUGAAGAUGAUGAUCAGAGAAGGUUUUUAUCCUAACGGUGAGAGGUUUGGUCAGAUUAUUAGACUGUGCUGUAGAACAGGCUGCGUCCAUGAAGGGCUUCAAGUGGUUGGAUUGAUGAUAUGCAGUGGAAUCUCUGUUUCUGUUAAUGUCUGGAACAUGUUGGUUAGUGGGUUUUUUCGAUCAGGAGAGCCGCAAAAGGCGGUUGAUCUGUUCAAUAAGAUGAUUCAUAGCAGUUGGUCCCCCAAUCUCGUGACAUAUACUAGUUUGAUCAAGGGGUUUAUGGAUUUUGGAAUGGUUGACGAAGCGUUUGGUUUGCUAAGUAUUGUGCAAUAUAAAGGUUUAGCUCCAGAUAUUGUUCUUUGCAAUAUGAUGAUACACACAUUCACGAGACUGGGGAGAUUUGAAGAAGCUAGCAACAUCUUCACCAGUUUGAAAAAUAGGAAACUUGUGGCGGAUCAGUAUACUUUUGCUUCAAUACUGUCUUGUCUAUCUUCGUCUAAAGAGUUCGAUCUCGUUCCUAGGAUCGCCGACGGUAUAGGAACAGAUUUUGAUCUGGUAACUGGAAACAUACUCUUAAACUAUUUCAGCAAGAGUGGUCACAAUUUGUACGCGUUGAAAGUACUCCGCAACAUGUCUAACAAAGAUUUUGCUUUGGAUUGUUAUACAUAUACUGGAUAUCUUACUGCGCUUUGUCGAGGAGGAGCAUUUCGCGAGGCGGUUAAGAUGUAUGAAAUAAUAACCCGGGAGAACAAAAGUCUCGAUGCACAUUUUCAUACUGCGAUAAUUGACAGUCUUAUAGAGCUUGGUAAAUACACUACCGCGAUUCAUUUGUUCAAACGGUGCAUCUUGGAGAAAUAUCCUUUAGAUGUUGUGUCGUACACAGUAGCUAUGAAGGGACUUGUCCGUGCGAAUAGGAUCGAUGAAGCUUGUUCUUUGUUUUAUGACAUGAAAGAAGAUGGGAUUGUUCCGAAUGGACGGACUUAUCGGACUCUUAUCUCUGGCUUGUGCAAGGAGAAAGAUAAUGAGAAAGUGAAAAAGAUAUUACGGGAAUGCAUUGAGGAGGGAGUUGAGUUGGAUCCUAAUACUAAGUUUAAAGUGUUUAGUCUAUUGUCUCCAUAUCGCAGAGAUUUCUCUGAAUUUAGAUCAGUUUUUGAUAAAUGGAGAUCGGAGUUCACAGAAGACGUAGAUGUUUCUGAUUCCGAUGAUGAAUUAUCUGUUUCUGUUGGUUGAGUUGGAGGGAAAUGUAUGAUGUACACAAUUGGCGUUGUAAUUCUUCUGUUCACUGUAUACCAAAAAUGAAAUAUCUGAUUUCAAGUAUUUUCAUCUAGUAUAAUAUAUGCUAUCAAUACAAAGACAUAAAUCAUGGAUUUUGACA